UUGCCAAAAUAUUUUCGUCGCUCAGAGACCGCGACCUGUUCACUGACAAAAUUCCGACAUGCAUAUGAGUGUGUGUGCGUGUGUGUGUAUCCAUAUCCAGAAUUCCCUUCAUAUAAUCUGUAAACAUCCGGUUCCGGUAACCAAAGAUCGAUUCCUGUUUCUGGCUGCUGAAUUGUCUAUUCUUCUCUUGUGUUCAAUUCUUAUAAGAUUAACCCUCCACACCUGAAUACCCCUCUUAAGAAAGAAUAUCAGAUGGCAUUGGAUUAAAUGGACUCUUUACAUCAGCUGCAUCGUCAUCUAUGUUUAUCAUCUUAUAGAGACGAAUGGAAGGUGUUAUACAAAAUAGGUAUAACUCAAUCUAUAUGUCUUUUGUAGAAUAACUGUGAAAUGGUUCCUCUGAGUGAAAUUGUUAAUAACAUUUCUCUAUUUCACUAUUUGGAAUUUGUACCAAAUGUGUUUACUUUCUAACUAGACUUGGAGAAAUUUUAUAAAGAAGCAUGCAACAUCUUCAGAUAUGGACAAAGAUCACAACUGAUGGAAAUAUAGAUGUAGAACUAUUUGUAAGUACAAAAACAAGAAAAUGAGCCAUAUCUUGUGGAGACAAUAAAAUUAUGGAAAACUAAUUUUGAAAGAAACUUAAGGAAUAAACAUGUUUAUUGAAAGCUGCAAAAAACAUGGGAAAAUCAUAUCUCUGUAAUAUCUGUGGUUUAUCAUUCUGUAAAAAUAGUUACUUAACUACUCACAAACGUAUUCAUACAGGAGAAAAGCCAUAUUACUGUGAUGUUUGUGGUAAAUCUUUCUCUCAGUCAGGCAGCUUGACUAAACAUAAGCACAUUCAUGCAAAAGAGAAAGCAUAUCACUGUGAUAUUUGUGGUAAGUCCUUCACUGAAGGAAAUUCCUUAACUACACACAAGCGUAUUCAUACAGGUGAGAAGCCGUAUCACUGUAAUAUCUGUGGUAAAUCUUUCUCUAGGAAUGAUUAUUUAACUAACCACACACGUAUUCAUACAGGGGAGAAACCAUAUCGCUGUGAUAUCUGUGGCAAAUCUUUCCCACAAACGUGUCGUUUAGCUACCCACAAGCGUAUUCAUACAGGAGAGAAACCAUAUCACUGUGAUAUCUGUGGCAAAUCAUUCCCACAAACAUGUGGUUUAUCUACCCAUAAACGUAUUCAUACAGGAGAGAAACCAUAUCAUUGUGAUAUCUGUGGUAAAUCAUUCUCUGUAAAUAGUACCUUAACUAAACACAUACGUAUACAUACAGGGGAGAAGCCAUAUUGCUGUGAUAUCUGUGAUAAAUCCUUUUCUGAUUACAGUAGCUUAACUGCACAUAGACGUAUUCAUACUGGAGAAAAACCAUAUAAUUGUGAUAUCUGUGGUAAAUCAUUCUCUCGAAAUUAUCAUUUAAUUACUCACAAACGCACUCAUACAGGAGCUAGGCCAUAUCAUUGCGAUAUCUGUGGUAAAUCAUUUUCUCAAAAUGAGCACUUAAAUUCUCACAAACGUAUUCAUACUGGUGAGAAACCAUAUCGUUGUGAUGUCUGUGGCAAAUCAUUCUCUGGAAGUAAUAAUUUCACUAACCACAAGCGUAUUCAUACAGGACUGAAACCUUAUCAAUGUAAUAUCUGUGAAAAGUCAUUCUCUGUAAGAAGUAACCUAAUUACUCACAAACGAAUUCAUACUGGAGAGAAACCCUACCACUGUGAUAUCUGUGGUAAAUCAUUCUCUAGAAAAUAUCACUUAACUACUCACGAACGCAUUCACACAGGGGAGAAACCAUAUCACUGUGAUAUCUGUGGUAAGUCAUUCCAUGCAGGAAGUAACUUAACUACUCACAAGCGCAUUCACACAGGGGAGAAACCAUAUAGCUGUGAUAUCUGUGGUAAAUCUUUCUCUAGGAAUGAUUAUUUAACUAACCACACACGUAUUCAUACAGGGGAGAAACCAUAUCGCUGUGAUAUCUGUGGCAAAUCUUUCCCACAAACGUGUCGUUUAGCUACCCACAAGCGUAUUCAUACAGGAGAGAAACCAUAUCACUGUGAUAUCUGUGGCAAAUCAUUCCCACAAACAUGUGGUUUAUCUACCCAUAAACGUAUUCAUACAGGAGAGAAACCAUAUCAUUGUGAUAUCUGUGGUAAAUCAUUCUCUGUAAAUAGUACCUUAACUAAACACAUACGUAUACAUACAGGGGAGAAGCCAUAUUGCUGUGAUAUCUGUGAUAAAUCCUUUUCUGAUUACAGUAGCUUAACUGCACAUAGACGUAUUCAUACUGGAGAAAAACCAUAUAAUUGUGAUAUCUGUGGUAAAUCAUUCUCUCGAAAUUAUCAUUUAAUUACUCACAAACGCACUCAUACAGGAGCUAAGCCAUAUCACUGUGAUAUCUGUGGUAAAUCAUUUUCUCAAAAUGAGCACUUAAAUUCUCACAAACGUAUUCAUACUGGAGAGAAGCAAUAUCACUGUGAUAUUUGUAGUAAAUCAUUCUCUCAUGGAAAUGCCUUAAAUACUCACAAAUGUACUCAUACAGGAGAGAAGCCAUAUCACUGUGAUGCGUGUGAUAAAUCAUUCUCUUUAAGAAGUCACUUCACUAUUCACAAACAUACUCAUACAGGUGAGAGGCCAUAUCACUGUGAUAUCUGUGGUAAAUCAUUCUCUGAAGGAAGUAAUUUAACUAAACACAAAUAUAUUCAUACAGGUGAGAAACCAUUUCAAUGUGAUAUCUGUGGCAUAUCGUUCUUUCAAAGAAUUCACUUAGUUAUUCACAAACACACUCAUACAGGAGAGAAACCAUAUGGCUGUGAUAUCUGUAGUAAAUCAUUCUCUCAGAAAAGUCACUUAAAUACUCACAAAUGUACUCAUACAGGAGAGAAGCCAUAUCACUGUGAUAUCUGUGGUAAAUCAUUCUCUGAAGGAAGUAAUUUAACUAAACACAAAUAUAUUCAUACAGGUGAGAAACCAUUUCAAUGUGAUAUCUGUGGCAUAUCGUUCUUUCAAAGAAUUCACUUAGUUAUUCACAAACACACUCAUACAGGAGAGAAACCAUAUGGCUGUGAUAUCUGUAGUAAAUCAUUCUCUCAGAAAAGUCACUUAAUUAUUCACAAACGUACUCAUACAGGAGAGAAACCAUAUCAU
This is a messenger RNA of Octopus sinensis (East Asian common octopus), 3128 nucleotides long. Its product is annotated as zinc finger protein 91-like. The annotation marks the transcript as partial. The transcript is spliced from 5 exons. The record is from RefSeq and is a predicted model, not a curated record. NCBI's taxonomy places the organism in Eukaryota, Metazoa, Mollusca, Cephalopoda, Octopoda, Octopodidae.